Messenger RNA from Talaromyces stipitatus ATCC 10500, 645 nucleotides. RefSeq lists its product as uncharacterized. NCBI's taxonomy places the organism in Eukaryota, Fungi, Ascomycota, Eurotiomycetes, Eurotiales, Trichocomaceae. Gene Ontology annotation, molecular function: nucleic acid binding. The transcript is spliced from 2 exons. The record is from RefSeq and is a predicted model, not a curated record. Bases 1 to 645 code for a protein of 214 amino acids.
AUGCCAAUCCGGUUGCAACUGGAUCAACUCACAAAGGCUGCAGCCAUCCGGAUUCGCACAGGUCCUGCCUUUGCAAUUCCUGACGGCCUAGUCAAUCGACGCACCAGCGACGAACUCAAGCUUGGCGGAUACACUCCCAUGGAAGCUCAUGCCUGGAAGAAAAGCAGAUGCUUAUUGGCUCCCCCCAGAACCUUAGCAGGGAAAUGGGAGAGCCGAUCUGCAUACGUCCAGGCACCGUGGCAUGAGCCUCCAAAGGUUGUGAUUGAUGAGCGAGAGGGGGCAGUAUCAGUACGUAACAUCACAUGCAAGAAUGAGCAUAUCGCAAUAUACACGGAUGGCAGUGGAUAUCAAGGCUAUAUUAGCACGUCCAUGGUCAUUCCAACAUUCAGAAAACAACGAACGGAGUGUAUUGGUACGGAAGGCACCUCAACAGUAUACGCAGCUGAGGUCUGUGGGAUCAAAUUCGCGCUCGAAACUGCGCUUCAAAUUGCAGAUCAGGGCAUACGAACCAAGAAACUAGUUAUUUUCUCAGAUAGCCAAGCCGCGCUUAAAACUCUCAUGAACCCGUACUACUACUACUACUACUGCUACUACCUAUUUCAUCUGAUGAUGAAGCGGACGAAAUCAGAAGCGUACAAGGCGUAA